Molecule: messenger RNA, 465 nt
Organism: Lachancea sp. 'fantastica'
Lineage: Eukaryota; Fungi; Ascomycota; Saccharomycetes; Saccharomycetales; Saccharomycetaceae
Source: the annotation of a GenBank genome assembly
AUGCACUUCUCGGAGACGCGACCAGACGACUACGAAAGGACGGACUUCGGGUGGGAUUGGUCAAGAAACUGCUUUCAGAAAAACCUUGUGGGGACGUUCGAUGAUCUUGGCAAGGCAGAUUUGAUGGAGAUUUUUUCGAAAUGGAAGCAGCUUAUAGUGGGAACAGAGCUGGGCAUUCUUGUGAUUGACGAGUGUCUGUAUGAGGAGGUGGAGUUUCCAAGAGCAUCUUCUCACUUUUGGAAAGUGGUUCUCAUGACAGCAACCGCCGGCACAACAGGAAUGAAAAAGGUGCUGAAGUUUUUGCACCUUGAUGAGGAUACUCGGGUGUGGGACUUUGUGAAAAGCUCUCCGCUGACCCAUAGUCGAUCGUACGGUUCGAACAUGUGGAGGAGAAGGACCUGUACAACGUGGCGCUUGAGAAGAUCCACAGAGCAUGUGACCAAGACCCCGGGGCAAAGGUUGUGA